Schizosaccharomyces japonicus yFS275 is the source of this 2055-nucleotide messenger RNA. RefSeq names its product histone H4. The record is from RefSeq and is a predicted model, not a curated record. NCBI's taxonomy places the organism in Eukaryota, Fungi, Ascomycota, Schizosaccharomycetes, Schizosaccharomycetales, Schizosaccharomycetaceae. Bases 438 to 1850 code for a protein of 470 amino acids. Gene Ontology annotation, molecular function: DNA binding; protein heterodimerization activity. The transcript has 3 exons. Gene Ontology annotation, biological process: kinetochore assembly. Gene Ontology annotation, cellular component: nucleus; kinetochore; chromosome.
UUUAGACUUCAUCUGAAAAUAAAUAAAUCCUAAAACCAAUUGCUGAAUACAAAUGUAACGAAAAAAAAAUAAUAAAAAAAAAAAAAGAAGUAUACGGUGCUACAACACAUGUCAACAACCUUCGUGACAAAGAUGCAAGCUUUCUCUACCAGUGAAUUACUCACAACCUCGUAAAUGCAAUUCUUCUCUCUCUCGCUUAAAAACUCUAUCCAACUUUAAUGAACCCAAACUUACAAAAUCCAAACGUUUUCAGUUAGCUUCCCAGAAAGACUGCAGUCAUCAUAAAGUAUUCCUUACUUCCUUUUGGCAUUCAUACGCUCUGUCCUGAUCGAUUUCCCCGUUUACUUAAGACUUAGAAACGACGAAUUGUUAAGGUAUCCGUACUCCCCAUCUAAUCAUACUUCGCCCGUGUAGGCAUUUAACUUUGGUUCUCUAACAUGAGUCCUGAGGAAUCACCAACUGUAACUUCUAAACGUAUUUCCUCAGUAACGCCGUACAAAAAACUAGUUGGAUCAUUGUCAAGCAAACGGCUUUACACCCCGUCAUCUUCAAAAAUUAAUCGUGCUUCGCUCAAGGGAGGAAUUACCCCAUAUAAGCAACGAGCAUUAAUUCUUCAGAAUUCAGUAAAGAAACGUCGAACACUAUCGUCAUCGGCCGGGAAAGCAUUCACAAAAACUCCUCGUGACAAUUUGCGACUCCUCAGCCGAAUGCUUGCGAAACAUCCUGAACCAUCACCUUCUUCAGCUGAAAACACACCGCUUCCAUCACGAUAUUCCUCUCAUGCAGUGGAUUCUGUGCGACGCAGACUUUCGUCGCGGAGUAAUUCGCAGCAAUCUACUCCAAUCCGUAAUAGACGAAACCUUUCUCAACAACAUGAAAAUGCUAUAGAAGAAGAUGCCGAAAUCAGUGUCCAAAGUAUCGAAGCUCCUAGACGAGCUUUAAAUAAUCGACUCAGUGAACUAUUGACUCCCGAUGUUCGAAGAAUUAGUUCCUCGUCGUUCGUUUCGAUGACAACGAACAAGCAAGCUUAUUUUAAGCCAUCCAAGGACCGGUUGUUGGAUGUAGGAGGUGAUGAUGAUAUUGAAGAGCCUGUUUACCAUGUUUCAUUAUCUGGUAUCGAACCAGACCAAGAUCCAGAAACUAUACGCGCCGCUGAACGUUCCUCUCUCAAAAGUCCCAUUUUCACACUGCCCGACGAUCUUCUCCGAGAUGAUUCUCUACCUUCCAUACGCCACGAGCCCUCUAUUAGAAUGUCUGCUUCAUCGGCUCAACUAUCUAUUCAUUUAGAUGAAGCACUUGCAGAGGAGCAACAGGCCGAGCGUGAAAACCAACAUGUGCUUGAAGCAGAUCAACUUGGCUCACCUAUUCUUCCCCCGCUUGAUGAUGAACAGCAAGAGAUCCCUAGUCUUCAUGAUAUCAAUAUUUCACCUUCAGCUUUUCCGCCUGUAGAGACAAUUGCAGAAUCUGCAGCUGCACCACAACAUCCGAAUGAUCCACCUUUCCCUAAUCCUGUGUUCCGAGUCCCUAAACGGACUCACGCAAAUGAUUGCUUUCUUCCAACUAUCGCAAUCCGUAAGUUAGCACAUCGGUUCUCUUCUCGGAAACUUUCGGCUUCAGCCAUGGACCAUCUUGUGUCAAUCUCUAACAAGUUUAUGUCUCAAAUGCUUCAUGACCUGGAGACCUAUGCCGACCACGCAAGUCGAAAGACCAUAAACUCGGAAGAUGUGAUAUUGUUGUUGAAAAGACAAAGGAAGAUUACAAAAAAAACGUCUUUAGAAGCAUUGGCUUUGCAGUAUCUGCCUCGCGAAUUGGUUGCUUCUGUUACACAAGGCAAGCAAAAGCCAAAAUGAUGAGUGUACCAUUUACUAUAUAAGCUAACUUUGGUUAAUUCACAUCAUUUCUUAAUGUCUUCAAUUUCCUUACUAUAAAUCUUAAUGACCAAUAGUUUUAUUUUUUUCUAUUAAUGAAUUUCCUUCAACCAAUAUCCCAAAAAAAUAUAGUUUAUAUAAUAUAAUCUGUAGAACAAUAUAUCCAAUAAAUUAAUCUAAUAAAGUC